CCUCUCAUGAGCAUUGAAUCCCGAGAGCCACAUAAAUCUUUAGACGAUGGGUGAUAAACCUCACCCCCAUACUCUUCAAUCAACCCCAUAUCUAUCUAUUCAAUCAUUGCCACGUGUCAUCUCCAUCGUUGCUUGCUUAUCUGCUGAAAGAACUCUUUCUUCAAAAAACACAACCAAACUCAAUAACACUCUCCUUCUCCUCCUGCUUCUGCUUCAAAGCUUAGAAAACCAGAUAAAAAAUGGAGACUGGGGUAGCAUGCUUUGCACGUGCGACAAUCUUGCCAAGUGUUGCUUCUCAACAUACAACAAGCUCAUUUGCCUCUCCACGCACUAUUUCCCCUUCUUUCACCACCAGAAGUUUAAAAUCAAGCUCGUUAUUCGGAGAGGCUUUGCGGGUGAUGCCAAGAUCGUCACUCAAGGUUUCGAAGUCACAAAAUUCCUCAGUCGUAACCAAAUGUGAAAUCGGUGAAAGUCUGGAAGAUUUCCUAUCAAAAGCAACACCCAGACAAGGGUUUGAUCAGAUUGCUGACCUUGCCGUCGAUAUGCUUGCCGACAAGCUUUUGUUUGAUGCAUUGACUCACUCGCAUUUCUGCAAAUAUGCUUGCUCCGAAGAAGUUCCCGAGCUUCAAGACAUGGGUGGUCCAGUCGAAGGCGGGUUCAGCGUCGCGUUUGAUCCCCUUGACGGGUCCAGCAUUGUGGACACCAACUUCACCGUCGGCACCAUUUUUGGCGUGUGGCCGGGAGAUAAACUAACCGGAGUCACCGGAGGAGACCAAGUGGCUGCAGCCAUGGGGAUUUAUGGACCUCGAACCACUUAUGUUAUUGCCAUCAAGGGUUUCCCUGGAACCCAUGAGUUUCUUCUUCUUGACGAAGGUAAAUGGCAGCAUGUGAAAGAAACCACAGAAAUUUCAGAAGGGAAGAUGUUUUCCCCUGGAAAUCUGAGAGCCACUUUUGACAAUCCCGAUUACGACAAGCUGAUCAACUACUACGUAAAAGAAAAGUACACUUUAAGAUACACCGGUGGAAUGGUGCCCGAUGUUAACCAGAUAAUUGUGAAAGAAAAGGGUGUUUUUACAAAUGUGAUAUCACCAACAACAAAAGCGAAGCUAAGGCUUCUCUUUGAGGUGGCUCCUUUGGGACUAUUGAUCGAGAAUGCAGGAGGUUAUAGCAGUGAUGGGACACAGUCUGUGUUAGAUAAGGUGAUUGUGAAUCUUGAUGAUCGGACUCAAGUAGCUUACGGGUCGCUAAAUGAGAUCAUAAGGUUUGAAGAGACACUAUACGGGUCAUCUAGGCUCAAGUCUGGUGUGCCUGUCGGAGCUUCAGCUUAAAACUCCAUAUUUGUUUUGUAAACAUGUAUUAUUGUUAAGAUCUCUAAAUGAAUUUUUCCAAUCAUAUAUAAAUUUAUAUUCAAUGUCAAAAACUAUAUUCAGAGAACAUUUUCUAAUUUUGAGCUUAUUAGUUCACGAUAUAAUA
Lactuca saligna is the source of this 1473-nucleotide messenger RNA. The record is from the annotation of a GenBank genome assembly. NCBI's taxonomy places the organism in Eukaryota, Viridiplantae, Streptophyta, Magnoliopsida, Asterales, Asteraceae.